GCUCCCGCCUCCUCCAGCUCACGCGCUCAGCACCAGCUCAGUCUCAGAACGAGAGGAUGAUGGCGGAAGACGAGCAUCCUAUUUGAGUCCGCGAUUUGUUUAUUAUUAUUGUUUUUUUUUUUAUUUUGACGUAUACUACGCAGAACCGUAAAAACUCGAGCUCUUUGGUCGGUUUAAGUAAUUUAAAAAAAAAAAAAAAGGCAAUGGGGAACGAAGCCAGCCUCGAAGGCGGGGAAGGAGGCUCUGUGCUCGGGGUGGCGGGAGCUCCAGGUUCCGUUUCAGCAUCACCGGGCUCUGGACAGCAUAUCAAGCCUGUGAAUGGCGCUGCGGCUGGUGGUGGAGCUGCUAUGGGAACUGGGACGGGGAUGAACAGGCUGGCUGGAGCUCCUACUUCACCGAAAACAGGCUAUGGCUCUAGUGGUGGCGUAGGGGUGGGUGGUGGCGGCUUGGGCAUGGGUAGCAUGGGAGGAAUGCCAGGACGAGGAGACACCUACAGACUGGCCACCCAUGAGAGCCCAAGACCGUCUCCAACCCCUCAAUCUCAGAAUCAGGCAACAUCCCAGGGCAUGGGGACUGACCAUGGUCCUGGACAGCAUGCCUCCAGACGGAACCUCCAGGUGGACUUCAGCAGUGGCGGCAGUGUAGGGCGAUCAGGUCGAUCUCCAUCGGUGUCUCCUGAUCGGGGCAGUGCUCCCAGCUCACCCUACUCAGUGCCCCAGAUAGCACCCAUGCCCAGCAGUAAACUGUGCCCAAUCUGCAACACCACAGAGCUGACCAAUGCUGACAGAGCACCCAACUUCAACAAGUGCACCCAGUGUCGCACCACUGUGUGCAACCAGUGUGGCUUCAACCCCAACCCACACCUCACAGAGGUCCAGGAGUGGCUGUGUCUGAACUGUCAGAUGCAGAGAGCCCUGGGAAUGGAUAUGACCACACCCCGCUCCAAGAGUCAGCAGCAGAUUCAUGCUUCCUCCCAACAACCUAAAGCAGAUCCUGUGAUACCUCCUCAUUCCCAGCCUUCAGCUCAGCCCAAACUGCAGACUCAACACCAAACCCAACCCCAUACCAAAAUCCAACCACCGGCUCAAAGCCAGGCCUCUCUGGGCCCCCAGACAGAAAGUGAAACUUACCAGAAAGGACCUCAAAAAUCAGGACUUUCAGCCCAAACUGGACCUUCUCAAAUUGCACAUCAAGGAGCCCAAUCAGGGUCCCAGAGUCAAAGUGUUGAGUUUAGGCAGAGGGGCCCAGGUGGAGCACCCCAAACAAGCUCACGGAUCCCUCACCCCGGUGCUGUGCCAUUACCAGGCCUGGCGAAAGCACCAUCACAGCCAGACCUUGGCCGUGCAUCUCCGGUUCACCGUGCUGGACGAUCAGAGAAUAUCCGAAGUGCUGGUAGUUCCCCAGCUCGCCGUCCAGCCUCAGUACAUGAGACCCCUCCUCAGGACGGCUUGACAAAGCUAUUUGGUUUUGGGGCAUCAUUGCUGAACCAAGCAAGCACACUAAUCUCAGUCGAUCCACUCCCUGGAGGAGGAGCCUCAGCACAACCCUCGCCUGCCCGACAACAGGGCACCCAGGGUACUAAGGUGAUCUUCAGCGAUGCUAAUGCUAAAGCUAAAGCUAUGACUGGAGCUCCUGACUUGGACAAACGAGGAACAGGAGGAACCAUGCUUCCCCAGGGUCCACAUAUCCCUCCACAAAAACAACCUCAACAACAGCAGCAGUCAAUGGCAUCACAUCAACAAAAGGCAUCCCAAUUGCCAGCUCACCAUCAAAAGGGAGCUCAGCAGCAGUCACCGGCACAUCAUCAUACGGUAUUGCCACAGCAGCAGUCACCGGCACAUCAUCAGAAGGCAGCGCAGCAGCAGCCAACGGCACAUCAUCAAAAAGCUCCACCGCAGCAGCAAUCACCAUUGAAGCAGGUGCAGAAGUCCAAAGUCAGCUGCCCCUUGUGUAAGACUGAACUUAAUAUAGGAUCCAGUGAACCACCCAACUACAACUCCUGCACCCAGUGUCACACACAGGUCUGCAAUAUGUGCGGCUUCAAUCCGACACCUCAUCUUGUGGAGAAAAAAGAAUGGCUUUGUCUUAAUUGUCAGACCCAAAGACUAAUGUCUGGUGGACUUGAUGACUCCCCUCUUCAUGUUCCUUAUCCAUCUCCAAAACACCAACAAGUGGGCUCACCCCGGCACCAAGUUCUGACCAGUCAGCAACCUGCUGCACAGCCAACAUCUCAGAAAGUAUCCACUAAGCAACAGGAAGUGCCCAAUGCAAUGCCGCGACAGCAGAAAACUCCAGCAGCUGAUGGAUCUGCUCCUGUUGCUGCAACUGAAGUCAAAAUGGCAGGAGAUACAAAACCCCUCUCACAGUCCUCUUCAACCCCUGCCACAAAUAAAUCUGUCAGUGAAGCACAGAGGAAGGACAAGACCAUGCCAGAAAUGAUCAGUGAGCCUGAGCAUGUUUCUGCUGUUACUGAGGAAACUAAACCUACUUAUAAGAAAGGAACAACAGAACCCAUUGUGACCACCACAACUAAGGAUGAGAAAAAGGAUUCUCAGCAAUCCAGAUACUAUGAGGAGACAAGCAAAACAAACAGCACACAUGACCUAUCACGGAGUCCACAGAGCCUGAGUGAUACAGGCUACUCCUCAGAUGGGAUAUCAAGCUCACACAGUGAAAUUACAGGCCUUAUCCAUGAAGAAGAAAUGAAGUUAAGUGAGAAGAGUAUGUCUGGAAACCUUACGCCACCAAGCCCGUCUGAGAUAACUAAACUGGAGAGCUCCAUGCGACCUCUACUAGAGUCAAAGGUAUUCUCUGAAGGAGAGAAAACUUGGGACAAACAGCGUGGUAGAGAACGGCACCACAGAGACCCUGAUGACAGAAAGCACAGAUCCCAAUCACUAUCAAUUAGUCCAGAGCAAUAUGACUCAGAUGAAGAUCUAGAGGAUAUCAUGGAAGAGGAGGAGGACCCAACCGACUGGGAGGCCAAACGAGAGCUCAGGACAGUAGCUGCUGCUGGAGAGCCAAAGAAAAAGAAAAGGCCUGAACCUGCUGAUAUAACUGAUGAAGAGUUUAUGCGAAGGCAGAUCAUGGAGAUGAGUGCAGAUGAAGAAAAUGAGGAUGAAGAAGAUGAAGAAGAGUUGGAAGAGGAGGAAGAAGAAGAAGAAGAAGAGGAAGAUGACGAAGGAUAUGGUUACCAAAAGCCAAAAAAAAUACAUAAGCACAUAAGUGACUCAGGGAAAGAAAAGCGCCGUCUCACUCACCAUUCAAGCAGCUUUGAAGAGGGGAGCAAAACUACCUGUGAAAUCUACAAGGGAUCAGCUGAGGAAGGAGAGGAGGACCUAAUUGGCUCACAAGGAGGCCUACGGAGAUUCAAGACCAUAGAACUGAACAACACUAACAGUUAUAGCCGAGACAUGGAACUAAACAAUGAAAAUGACUUGAGCCUGGACAGAGAGCCUGAACUUGAAAUGGAAAGCCUUACAGGUUCCCCAGAAGAAAGAUCAAGGGGGGAGUAUUCCUCCACUCUCCCUCCUACAACUUCCACUUACAACUCAGGAACAUCUCCUACUUCUGUAUCCUCCAUGGAGGAUGACAGUGAUAGCAGUCCGAGCAGGAGACAACGUCUAGAAGAGGCUAAGCAACAGAGGAAAGCCAGACACCGGUCUCAUGGCCCCCUCCUGCCCACCAUAGAAGACUCCUCAGAGGAAGAUGAGCUGAGAGAGGAAGAGGAACUCCUGAGGGAGCAAGAAAAAAUGCGAGAAGUGGAGCAGCAAAGAAUCCGAAGUACUGCCAGAAAAACUAAACGAGAUAAAGAAGAGCUGAGGGCACAGAGACGAAGGGAACGGUCCAAAACUCCUCCAAGCAACCUGUCCCCCAUUGAAGAUGCAUCCCCAACAGAGGAGCUUAGACAAGCUGCUGAAAUGGAGGAACUCCAUCGCUCUUCCUGCUCAGAAUACUCACCUUCAGUGGAUUCUGAGGCUGAAGGGUUUGAAAUGUCAUCUAAGCUCUACAAGUCUGGUAGUGAGUACAAUCUGCCUACAUUUAUGUUACUGUAUUCUCCUACUGAAAAGCCAGAGACUUCAUCCUGUUCUACCAUUACAACUACCUCCUCAAGUGGAAAGCCUCUAAAGAGUGCAGAGGAAGUUUAUGAAGAAAUGAUGAAGAAAGCAGAGAUGUUACAGAAACAACAAAAGCAGCAGCAGCAGCAACAGCAGUCAACACAGCUGUAUAGCACUAGUGUCUAUCAGGAAGACGAUAGAAGAAAUGGACAGCAUUAUGAAGAUGAGUAUGACUAUAUUGACCAAGAUGAUACAGGCUAUGAGAAUGAGGAGGCAAGUGAUAUCUAUGAGGAAAUACGUCAGACUUCACAGAUCAUUACCAAGCAGUUGGAUGAUCAAGUGGAAAUGGAUGUGUCUUAUGCAGAUAAACAACUGCUAGACACAGGAUCAGCUUUUGCUAAACUCCUGGAGCAGAGCAACGCCCUCCUCACUCCUGGCACAAGCCCUACACAACUCUCAGCCCCAGUAUCAUUUUCAGAAACUGGAACAGGAGGACGAAUACCUGAUGUCAGAGUAACUCAACACUUCUCCAAGGAUGGGCAUAAAGAUAGACUUAGAGGUCAUGCUGCCAAAAAUGCCAUUAUACCCUCAACUGCUGCCACUACUAUCACUGCAUAUGGAGUAUAUGCCAGGGAUGCUGUCCAUGUCUCACAAACCACCACUAGUCAAACAAUGACUUCACAGCAGUCCACCCUGUAUGGCCGACAUACAAGCAGCUCCGUCACAACCUCCACCAGUACUUCAAGUGUGUCCAACAAAAUAGCUGAAAUCACUCAAGCUUAUAAUGAACGAGAGGGAAGGAGAGCCUCAGACAGAGUCCAAAUAAGAGACAGUGCAACACAACUAGAGUUGGUAACUGAAUUGCGCUCUCAUAAUGUCCAUGCAUACUACAAAGGGAGUCCACCACUUUCUCCUACUUCACCUCCAACUCAUAUACCAGCCCGAUCUCCUUCCAGAAAAACGGCUGAAUUUUCAACUCAGACUUUCAGUCCCCCAGUGAUAGCACCCUCUGAAGGUUCGGGACCUACAUCUCCUAUUAUGGCACAGGCCACUCAGACACCUCAUAGAUCUAUCUCACCACGGCUCUUUAGACAGCAGUCCUCUCAGGAUGCCACUUUUGUGGUAAUAACAAUUGGAUCAGAGGCAACUAGCCCUCCAAAGCCUGUUACAGUUAACACUGCCACCUCUCCUUUAUCUUCCCCAACAAAAUUUAGCCACCCCUCAUCAUUUGAUGCUUAUUCACCACCUGUAAGCCCUCCUGACACACCACCACACCAGCAGUCACCUUUGCAUGGUUUCUACAGAACCCAUAAAGUUGAGCGAGUUAAUGUUGGUACAAGCAUGGUGACUGCUGCUAGCUCUUAUGCUCGUGGAUCACUUUCAAUGGAAAACAUAUCUCUGUGCCGUAUUUCUACAGUUCCUGGCACCUCAAGAGUUGAGCAAGGGCAAAAGUUACACAGUGCAAGUGUGGCGGACCUAAGAACUGCUAUUAAAUCAUCUCCAAUUAUUAUAACAGAUCAAGGAAUGGACUUGACUUCCUUGGCCACAGAGUCUCGAAAAUAUGCAAGCAGUGCAGAAGGGAGCCCUAUUCGCCACUCCACUACUAUCCAGCCUCUCAUAAUGAAUUUGAAUGCUCAGGAACAGCCACAUGUUGUUGUUUCAACAGCAACAACAGUCAGUGUAACUGUUGCUGCGUCAAUGUUCAUAUCUCAACCCAAGCAUCCUGUGGUUUAUGGUGACCCCCUUCAGAACAGAACAGACUUGGGCCAGGGCAUGGGAACAGUGGUAUGCCUUGUACAGAACAAACAACCACCAGUUGACCCAUCUAUACCAAAUAUUGAUGCCAAGCUGGAAGAUCUUAGUAUUCAACAGCAGCAGUUACUUAAGCAACAACAGAAGCUACAGCAGCAACAACAGCUUUUGGAGCAGCAACUUCAGCAACAUCAUCAACUUCAACAGCAGCAAGCUUCUUCUUUUGCAAAGCUUAGUCUAUCCAAUCAAUUUCCUCUAUUAAAGAAGGACCUAAUUGUCACCCAGACAAGCACUGCCCCUGUUGUCAAUGCAAUAUCUCCAGCUCUGGCACCUGAGAUUUAUAACAUUGGCAGUUCUAUGGAGUUGAAGGGUAAAUUACCUGUUCAGCCUCAAGUUAUGAUGGUCCACAUGGACAGUAGUGCACAAGGAAAACCUCUGACCCAGUUGAUCAAAUCAGAGGAAAGCCAGGAUGCAAGGGAUCUAACUGGGCAAAUCAAGAAAGAGAAUCAGGUUGCAUGCUGUGAUGUAGUUUAUAACUUGCCCUUUGGUGGUAGCUGUGUGGGUGGACCAUUCUCUCAAAAACCAAUGGCAGAUGAGAUGACAAAUGUUAGUGAGCCAUCAAGGCCCCCAUCCGCACCACCACAGCUUUAUGAACCAAUAGAGUCAAAGCAAGAUAAACAGAUAUAUCAUGAUUUCACCUUGAAAUCAUACACACUCCCUUUCCCUGGCCGGUUACAGCCAUCCUUGUCUGAGACCAACAUUGCAGAAGCAGGGCUCCAGUCCUACUCUUCUAAACCUGAUAUGCAAUCCUCUGUAGAAUUAUCAAUGGAUUUAAACUCAGUUAAGCAUGGCUAUGAAGGUGGAUUUCUUGGAAUGGGACUUCAGUAUGGUUCCUACACAGAUCUUCGUCAGGGUGAUGUGGUAGCUCCAACUCUCCCCAUGCGCAGGUACAGUUCUCUGUCCAAUAUAAGUUCAGAUUACGGAUACUCAUCCUGCGACCUUUCUAGUUUACCAGAGUCUAACCUUGCCCAAUAUAGUGCAACUACUGCUAAAGAGAUUAGUAGAAUGUGUGCAGCCCUCAAUUCAAUGGAUAGGUAUGGCAGCAACCCUGAUCUCUUGCAGUUAGGUAGAGGAGGUGGUCCACCGGGCAGAAUUAAUUUGCAGCAGAGUCUUAGACCCAGCUUUAUAUAUGGUCCAGAUGGAAAGCCCUUUUCCCAAGCUCUUACCAGUCUCAUCAAUGCAAGACAAGCAAGCCUUAGAGCCAUGUAUCCAUCAGCAAUUAGAUCAGCUGAUGGUAUGAUCUAUUCAACUAUCAACACACCUAUUGCAUCCACUGUGCCAAUAACAACUCAACCAGCUUCUGUACUGCACCCAUUAUUAAGAGGUGUUUACAGACCAUACCUCGCGCCAAAUAUGACACCAGUGCCUCUGGCCAGCCUCAACAGAAUGCCUGUGGCCCCUAGGAUGCCUCUCACAGGACAGACACCUUACAGUUUUCCAACACCCAGUCCUGUUUCUGUUACAACUUCUGCUACUGCAAAUGACCAAGUUGCAAUCACCACAGAGCAGGAUGCACCUAUCUAUCUUGGAAAGUCUCCUGUAAGCUCUACAGGUAUUGGGACAUCUGCUGUACAGAGUACCCUAACCACAACAAUGCCAACACAAGUGGCUGCUCCAGCCAACACAAGCCAAUCUCAGGAGCAGCCAUUAAACCUUUCUCAGCCCCAUCUUCAAACACAGGGUCCUUCCCAACCUCCAGUGCAGCUUUAUCGGCCCACUCAUAGUCAACUUCCACAACCAUCUGUUUCAAAACAGCCACCACCUCCUACACAAUCAACUGCAGCCACUGCCUCAACUCUGGGAGGUCUUCCACAGGAAAAGGAGAUAGAAGAAGAGCGCCUGCAUCGUCAACAGGAAAAAUUAUUGCAGUUAGAGAGAGAGAGAAUAGAGCUAGAAAAAUUUAGGCAGCUGCGGCUACAGGAGGAGCUUGAGAGGGAACGUGCAGAAUUGCAGCGGCACCGGGAAAAAGAGCAUAUGCUUGUGCAACGGGAGAUUCAGGAGUUGCAGACCAUUAAACAGCAGGUUUUACAGCAGCAACAAGCUGAGAGAGAAAGCCAACUGGUUAUGCAGAGAGAACAACUGGCUCAGCAAAAGCAGCAGCUUGACCAGAUACAGUCUCUGCAGCAACAGCUUCAGCAACAUCUUGAGGAACAAAAGAGACAAAAGAGUGUAGCUGUGGCUGCAGCAACUAGUACACAACUUAUAUGUGACCAAAGUGGCAGAGUUAUUCAGCCACAAGACCUGCCCCCAGAUAUGCAACAUGGUGAUAUUCAGGUGCCUUCCAGGUCUCUGCCCAACUCUGCAUCAGAGAUGUGUCUGAGGAAUAAUGAGGGGCAAGCAGAUAAUAGGUCUAUGCGGAAACAAAGAUCAAUGCCUCGUCUACAGGAUGGUAUUGAGGGAGAGGUAACAAUGUUUUCCCUGCCCACUAGAAUUGUAGACAGCAGUGUACAAACAGAUGAUGAAGAUGAAGAGGAAAGAUAUCUAAUGUCUAGAAGAAGAAGGACUAGACGUAGUGUAGAUUGCAGUGUUCAGACAGAUGAUGAUGAAGAUAAGGCAGAAUGGGAACAACCUGUCAGACGGAGACGUUCUCGGUUGUCCAGGCACUCUGAAUCAAGUGCUGAUCCUAAAACUGAAACUUCAACUCUAACUGCCAAAGUUACAUCCUCUAGUAUUGCCAUCCAGACGAUUCAGGAUUGCUCGUGCCAAACAGAGAUAGAUCAGCUAGGGAAAAUCUCCCCAGCAAUACAUGUCACUGUGUCAGAUCCCAAUAAAGUUGAGAUUGUCCACUACAUAUCUGGUCCAGAGAGAACCCAGAAGGGGCAAAGUUUAGCUUGUCAGACUGACCCCGAGUCCCACUCUCAAGGUGUGGUAGUUCCACAAAUUAACGUGGCCACCACCAUUAGCCCAUAUUCCAGCAGUGCACAACUUGUGGGGUCAGCAGAUCCACUAUCCUCUCGUCCACAGGGUGUUUCAAAGUUUGAGAGACGUAAACCAGAUCCUUUGGACAUUGGCUACCAGCAGCACCAUCUGCACAGUGAGUCGAUGUCCAGUGUGAUUCGGCAACCACCCAAAUCUCCUCAGGUGCUAUAUUCUCCUGUAUCUCCUUCAUCACCACACCGCAUCAUAGAGACAUCCUUCUCGUCUAGCGAGAGGCUGAAUAAAGCCCAUGUUACUCCACAGCAGAAGUCGUAUACAGCUGAGUCACCACAGAGGCACCAGAGUUUACCCCGACCAAUGAAGAAUGUCCAGAGAUCCUUGUCAGAUCCUAAGCCCCUCAGUCCCACAACUGAUGAGCAAACAAAGGCAAGGAUAUCCCUUUACCAGCAACAAGCACUACAAAGUCAGUUGAUGGCACUCCAGCAGAGCUCCCUCCUGAGGAAGGUUAAACGAACUCUGCCAAGCCCCCCACCUGAGGAGACUCAGCUGUCAAUGGUCACCCAUGCCCUGCCCCAGAUGUAUGUGCCCUCUCUGCCUUCUCUGAAGGUGGGUUCCCGUCCAGGUCUAGCAGCCAAGGCCAGCCUUCUGAAGGACCUGACUCAUGAACUAAAGGCUGUUGAGCAAGAAUCCACCAAACUACGAAAACAGCAGGCUGAGUUGGAGGAAGAAGAGAAGGAGAUUGAUGCCAAACUCCGAUACCUGGAGAUGGGCAUUACACAAAGAAAGGAGACUCUUGUGAAAGAGAGGGAGAGGAGAGAGUUAGCAUACUUGCGCUGUAUGGGUGACACACGAGACUACAUGUCCGAUUCUGAACUGAACAACCUUCGGCUGGCAGCUGCAGCCACAUCUGAGAGUAAUGGGCUUCUGACCAGACCAAGCACAGCACCACUCAGCCAAUUUUCCAGUGAGCUAAACACUGCUGCACAGUUUCCCCCUACAUCAUCUUUUGUGUCCUACCAGUUCCCUCAGAGCCAAUCAACAGCAACCACUCUACAUGCCUCCACAUUCCAAAGCACUGGAUUCAGCCAGCCUCCAUAUCCUACAGUCUCCCAGGCACAGGCUCUACCCCAGCCCACACCCCUACAAACCAUACCCCAUCACCCUACUCCAUCUUAUCAUUCUCAAGGGACUUUCCCUUCCCAGAGCUUCCCAUCAAGCCAACCACCUUAUCCAACAGAGCAUACAAUGCUACCUCCAACUGGAUUCCAGCCACCUCCUCAACCACCUGUGGGUCAAACUCCUUACCCAACCCACACCACACCAUACCCGAGCCAGGCCCCCCCCUACCCGGUCAGUCAGGCAAGUACAUACCAGCCACUGGCAGACAUACUAACUGUCAAUCAGAGGCCACGGCAAACCUCACUGGCUGACCUUGAACACAAGAUGCCCACUAAUUAUGAGGUUAUAAACAAUCCUUCUGUUGUAGUAACAACCACUGCCCAAGAUUCUUCAUAUAGCCAAUCUGGUUUGGUUCCAUCUUAUGGUCAGUACAGCACAGCCAUGGCAAGUACCUAUGGGCCAUACUCCACAUCAGGUUCAAGUACUUAUGGUGGAUACUCAACUACCAUAGCAAGUUCAUAUGGGCCAUAUACAACAACUUCAGCAAAUAGUUAUUGUCAGUACACUACAACCACACCUAAUACCUAUGGACACACAACAACCACAGGCAGUUCCUAUGGACAGUAUACCACCACUGUUGCCAACACAUAUGGACAGACAACACUUUCUGAUCAUAUGCACUCAGUGGACAGUCCCUCUGCUUAUACUGGUGAUGGCCUAUAUAGUUCUUCUGGCCUGGAGCAGAAUGUCCCUAGAAAUUAUGUAAUGAUUGAUGACAUAAGUGAGCUAACCAAAGAGGGCAUGGGCACCACCUCAGACCCACACCGCAGUGAGGGCUAUGGGCGCCAUGGGGGUGAUGGACUCCACACACGAGGGGGGAGCUCCUACGGCAGACCAGAGGACGAGCGUGAUGCAGAGAUGUACGACCAUCACCAUGGCAGGGGUAAGAGCACUGGCAGCUACCAAGCACGAGGGCGAGAUACGCAUGGCCGGGUAGUGGGCAGCAGUAGCAUGGGUGGGGGAUCCACAUAUUACUAUGAUGACUACAAGCACUCAACAACCACAAGAGCAGCCCAGAGGCACUCCUCAAAGACCCUGGCCCCAGUUGUCAUGUCUACCAAGAGGAACAAGCAUCGUAAGCAAGGCUUGGAGCAGAAGAUCUCCAAGUUCUCUCCAAUCGAGGAAGCUCGUGAUGUGGAGGCUGAUCUGGCCUCAUACACCAUGAGCACCUCUACUACAAGUGGUUAUGGUACAGGUUCUCAUUCACGAAAACUCCAAGAUGAAAUCUAUGGGCUGCGACAAACCAUGUAUGACCCACAUCGGGGCUACUAUGAUGAUGAACAUUUCUAUGGCUAUGGCAGGUCCCGCUCAGCUGGUUAUGGCAUGGACAAGAUUUCUCGGGAGACAGGCUACCGAAGCAGAUCUUAUGAACGGGACUAUACAGAUCGGUCACACAGAAGCAGCUAUGGCCGAAGUGGGCGUCCCACAUUGCGCUCUCAGUACUCUGAAGAGGAGAGCCCACUUAGUCCUAUGGGGAAGUUCAUGGGCAGUAAGCAGGCCUGCUACGAUCCAUCUUACUCAUAUGGCUCAAGCCACUCUCUUCCUGAUGUACAGGACCAUAUCCGAGACCUGCCACGGACCCAUGUCUACAAACCUGAUGAUAUGUACAUAAUAGACGAUAUGUAUUGCGCUGUGUCUGACAGUGAAGCCUACCAUCUUGGCCAGGAGGAGACUGACUGGUUUGAGAAGCCGCGAGAUGUCCGUGGUUCCCGCCACUAUAGCAGCAGCCAUUCCUCUUCUGGGAGGCGUGGUCAUGUCAAACACACAUACCAUGACUAUGAUGAACCUCCAGAGGAAGACCUUUGGCCACAAGAUGACUAUAGUCACUCCCGACACACAUCUUCUCGAGAGCACCGUCACCAUAGUACUGGAAGUUCUGGUAGACACUCUUCCUCCCGCCACUCUGAUGAGCCUCGUUCUUCUCGAUCAUCUCGCUCUUCAAAGGACCCAUCUAUACGGCAUGACUCUCGUUCUGUGUCCUCUUCUUCAGCAAAGAGAGGAGACUCUCGCUCUCAGGGCUACCACUCUUCUGAUUACUCCCGUGACCCUUCUGGGCACCAUCAUGGCUCACGCACUGGGAAACAGUCUUCCCACCACCAAGGUUCUUCCAGUAGGAAGCAACAAGACCCCCAAGGCCAUCUAUCAUCCUCUAGACAGAUGGGUUCAACUGGCUCAGGGCAAAGGGCUGCAAGUGGACCCUCCAAUACAAGCAGGCAGCCUGGGUCCCAGCAGAUAGCUGAGGCACAGCCGGGCCAGCGAACACAGUUACAACAGCAGGCACAGACAUCAGCAGCUAGGCCUGGGCAGCAGACCCCUGCAGCAGGUGCUGUGCAGUCACAACCAACACAAGUCCAGCAGCUCCAAGCCAAACCUGGCCAGACAAGUCCUGCAACACGGGCACCAGCUGCAGGAGUGCAACCAGCACCUGCAACAGCCAAGCCUGAGCCUGUCACCGCUCCUGUUACUGCAAUUGGAGCAAAAGCAGCCACCCCACAACCUGCCAAAGCAGCCCAGCCCCCACUCACAGGGAUAGGCUCCAAGGCAGCUCCACGACCUGGUGGAAUAGGUAGUGCUGCAGCUGCUCAGCCUGGUAUGGAAGGAGAAAGCAUGUUGUCUAAGAUCCUGCCUGGAGGUGCUGCAGAACAAGCUGGCAAACUGGGAGAAGCAAUAUCUGGGUUUGGAAAGAAGUUCACGUCUUUGUGGUGAGGCAGUACAAUUGAAGGGUUUCUUCAAAAAUGACGGAAGGUGUUAUAAGGCUUUGCACUGGAAAAACCUAUGAAGUUUCUCUUCUGUGUUUUAAUUUAUAAGAGCAGGAGUGAGAGAGAGAGAGAAAGAGAGAGAGGGAGAGAAGUAAUCUUGUUAUACUGCCAACCAGAACAGGAAUCACAAGACUUCAUUAACCCUAGGUCUGGUUACAUGAUCACAGAGGCACUACACAGCUUUCCUCUGGCAGGCCAGACAGGUUCUUAAACGUAGGACUUGCAAAAGCAGGGGUUUUGGCAAGCAAAUACAAUCAAAGAUUCUCCAGAUGUCUCCAGAAGUCCAGGUGCACUACUGCAACUACUGGAGCCUGUCAACUUCCCAAGGGCCCUGUAAUGAAGCAGCAUAAAGCAAAGACAAAUAUUAAACAUUAAAUGAGCAUCUCAAAAAUGUUGGUUUCACUUAGAAUCAAAAUAAGUGGAACACUCACAUGUUGGUAAUGCAAGCAUGCUUUGCAUAGAUACUGGUUCUCUCAAGAAAAUGUUAGAGUAGAGAAGUUUAAACACACAUGACCAUAACCAAUUGGUCACACUGCAUUGCUUGCCAGGGUUUGUGAUUCCAUGUUCCUGUAGCUACUUAGAUAACAAAUUUGACUCCCCUCUCAUCUCAGGGAUGGUAGAAAAAAGAAAUGAAAGUAAAUCAGAGUCAAAACAACUUCAUAGGUUUUUCCUGUCCUGUUAAUGACUUUCUUUUUGUUCUAACUUGACAGCCUUUUAGCAGAAAGAAAACAGAAAAAAAAACAAAGGAAAAGAAAGCGACAACACAAAUGUCUAUGUCAUAUGCUCAGUUUUUAACUCUACAUUCCAGAAUGGAAAACAAAAGUCAUUUUUUGUCCUCUGAAUGCAGACUGUUUUUUCUCUAUUCUCUUGCAAUGUGUUUAAGAAGUGUACAGUGGAGUUCGAAUGCAUGUAACUUUAUAUUCAAGACCUUACACUGUUCACCAAUUUGAUGAGAGUGGGCAUAAGAUAGGAGGAUUCAGAAUAACACUAAGAGUAAAAGAAUGCAUGUAUUAAGAGACAACUAAUAUAUUCCAGACAGAGGACUGAAAUAUUGUAUGAAAGAGAUUUUGAGGCUUUGACAAGUCAGGUCUUGUUUGUCAGUUAGCCACUGUAAAGCCAUUAGGUAACCAUCCCCAGUGUGGGCUUGGGGUCAGUCACAACUGUUCUACAGUGUCGGGGACUCUAAUGUUUCUGCUGAUUUUGUUGUGCAUCUGUUGUUUUUAUUAUUGCCUAAUUUUCUUUCUUUCAUGGAGAGAUGUCACCUUAAACUACUGAUUUAAUGUUUUCAGAACAUGUGGCAUGUUCUUUUAUUCCAUAAUUUAAAGAUUUUUGCUUUUCACACUGGUUUGUAUAUAAUGAUAAUAACAAGCCAAAAUAGAGGCUGGGAUGUUUAUUUCUAUUUUUGGAUUUAUUUUAUGUUGUGUUGUUUAUAAUUUAUUUUUGUUAUUUUUAAUCACUGUUUUUUAUGGUUUUCAUUAGUCUGUAACUGGAUUACAGUUUUUUUUUUCUUUUUCUAUUGGUUUAGAUGUAGAAAAAAGCAAUAGUGGAUGGCAAACACUCAGUCAAGAGCACAAUCAGAUGUUUAUACACUAGUGGUCAGAAGAGCAAUGUAUCUAUCUACCAAACUGAAAUGUUUCCAGAAGUUGUAGAACUACUGCCCCGUCCCUAUAUGGGCAAAAACCACAAAAUUGUCCAAAUCAUAUAUAAGCAAUAGUUUUGAAUAACAAAUUAGCCAUCAUUACACUUGUGAUUAGUUUUAAGCAAUUUUAUGGUAGUGACAUUUUCUGUAAAAGAAAUGAAAACCUGCUUAGGGACUGAUAAGUGUUAUGGUCAAAUGAGGACACUCAUCUAUUUCAUAGCUUGACCAGUCGCCAUUACAUGAUUAAUACUAAUUGAUGAUGUGCAUUUGAGGUUUAUCCCAAAUUGCAGCAUAUACAAUUUGCAGGGGUACAGAAUCCUGUAACAGAAGCUUCUCAGGUCAGAUCUUCCAGCAGAUCCUGUACUUGUGUUGGGUCAAGGGCCUUUAGGUUUAGUGAUAUGACUGAAUUGUAGCCACCUAAGCUAGGACGAGAGCAUGCUCCAGAAAAAAAAAGACUCACCUUGAUAUAAAUAUACAUUAUAAGUAUGAAUGAAUGAUUGUGGUUGCAUGUAUGUAUGCGUCUGGGUUUGUGGUCACUUGAAAAAAGAAAAAUGGAACAAAAAAUUAGAACAACAAGCAUAGGUGAUUUUGAGAGACAACUUUACAUUUCAAAUGUUCUAUGCAAUGCUUCUUAUUGGGGAAAAGUGUUAGGAGAGACAUCAUUCGAUACCAGUAAUGGCAGAGAAAAAACAGAUAGCUUUUCCAACAAAAAUACCAAUUUAAAUAUGGAGUUGACCUGUUGUAAAUAAGUACUUAUAAUGUAAAGAGUUGAAUUGUUUUCCCUUUGUGGCAUGUUUAAGUCGCCCUUCAUGCAACUUUCAAGUGGCAGCCAUAGUGUGAGCCAUGAAUAUUCAUGGGCUAAAUCGAAAACUGCAUACUACUGUAUUAAAUAGUAUGGGGAAAAUAUCAGCCCUCUAUUUUGACACAUGAUAGUAUGCUGUUUUGCGUGUAGCCAGAAUUUAAAUCACUUCCUUAUCUGGUUGUCCUGCACUUAGUUUCAUUAGCCAGUAUGACCAGUUCAUCAGUUGCUUAGCUGCCUGUUGAUGCACUUGUUAUUAAAUAGACAUUGUAUUGAAAUAUGUUUAUGUAAAUAUCAGAAAUUAUUAAGGAGUGAACUACAUACCAAGGCCAUUUCUGUAAUGUUAGUAAUACCUGUUAUGACUAUGGAGUCAUUUUCAAAAUUUUAAUUUAGAACAGGCUAUGGGAAAAUUUGUGCAAUACUGAACCUGUCAUGGUUAUAGUGGAAUAGAAGUACAGCAGUAUAAAUGUGAACAUUUCAUAUAAAUGGGGCCACUCAAUUCCUCCUUUUUUUUUUUUCAUUGUCGCCCCAUGCUUUAUCGGCCUGCCACAACAAAAUGUAUUGAUGACAUACUGCAUUGUUUUGUUUUGUUUAAAAAACCCCACCAAUUUUAUUUGUAAUUUAAGGGUUGAAACUGUUGGUAAGCCAGAACAUCACACUAUUCUUUAAUCAACAUAGUUCAUAAUAAGUGUCUAUUAUUUUGAUUAAAAAAGACUAUUAUUUUAGUACCAAACAUAUUUAAAGUUUAUUAAAAUAGCUAAAUAGAAUCUAUUUAACAUAUGUAAGCAUAUGAAAUAGGAAAUAAGUGUAUAAAUAUCUGACUAAUUGCCAAUGACUACUUCACACGUGGUGCCUGUAGGGCAACUGGGUUGAAUCCCCACAAAUAAAACAGAUAAAGAAAUACAAAUAUAUAUAUAUAUUUAUUAGACACCAUGACAAAUAUGAUGUGUAUACACUGUAUGAAAUUGAUUUUUGUUUCUAAUCUUGUUCACCUCAGGAAAGCACACAGUAAAUGUGACAAGGUGACAAAAGGGGACUUAAUAUGCAUCAUUGUAAGGGCUCAUUUCCAAUACUGAGAAAGCCAUCUUGUUUUUGCUCUGAGCCUGGAUUACUAGGGCUUUGGUGGUAAUGUGUAACAGGGAAAACCAUAUCAUCCCCUUGUCUCACUGUUUUCAACCACAUACAAAAAGUUGCAUUACCGUUACUGUGUUUUGUCACCCUGCACAUUUAAACCUUAUCCUGUAUGUCAGUGAUUUAAUUAAAACCCCAGCAUUUAUUCUAGCAUUAGGUCAAAUUUAAGCUGUUAAAAACUGGCAAAAAGUGGAAAAACACUUAUAGAAGUGAGGGGUGAGAUGAAAAGCUACAAACAAUCCUGUCAUUCAGAUAUCAGGGAAAAUGUAAUUUUAUUAAUUUAUUUAUUUUUUUAGAUAUACUGAAGUAACAAGUGCAUAAGCCUUUAGCAGCAGUCCACUAUCUUUCACCCCUCAGAUUCACUGGCAGCCAUUUUCAUUAUAAAUACUACACCUGCAUAACAUUUAAAUCUUGCACGCACACACAAACAUCCCUUAUGUGAAAGAAGCAAAUGGUGUGUAAAACAACUGAAAGACCACAGCUGUGGUUUUGCCUAUACACCUAUUUUUUUUAAAGGUCAAAGCAUCAGCUAUUACCAACAAAACAUCAAAACAGCAUUGUAUAAUGUGGCUCAAGUGGACUGUUUGGAGGAAAAAAAAAAAAGUUAUAUUCGGAAACAUUACUGGUCUGUGUAAAGUUUCUAUACAUGUUGUGUUUGUAUAUUGAAAAAAAAAAAAUUAAGAGACCCUGGCUUCCAUCUAAUUUAUGGGUUUCAACAGGGGCAACUGAAAGAUGUAAGUUAAAAUAUAAAAUUGCAACCAUAAUAAUAGCUGAGAGUGUUAGAGGGAUCAAAAUUUAAAAAAUAUAUAUGGUACAUUCACUGUUGUAAGUGCAAUGAGCUAUUAUCCAUGUUCCCAUUGUAAACAUUGUGUAUGUUUCAGUGUAAACCUGUAAACAGUUGUAGUUGGCUUGGUGCAUUAUGUCAUGCUAUGUGAUGAAUGAAAUAAUGACCCUACGAUACAUUUCAAUCAGGAAAAAAGAAUAAAUAAGAAUUUGAAACACAA
Molecule: messenger RNA, 17258 nt
Organism: Pangasianodon hypophthalmus (striped catfish)
Lineage: Eukaryota; Metazoa; Chordata; Actinopteri; Siluriformes; Pangasiidae
Gene: bsna
Product: bassoon presynaptic cytomatrix protein a
Exons: 13
Coding region: 204-12632 (4142 amino acids)
Biological process (GO): presynaptic active zone assembly; protein localization to synapse
Cellular component (GO): GABA-ergic synapse; axon; glutamatergic synapse
Molecular function (GO): structural constituent of presynaptic active zone; metal ion binding
Source: RefSeq, a predicted model, not a curated record